Messenger RNA from Ustilago hordei, 1890 nucleotides. RefSeq lists its product as uncharacterized. The coding region runs from base 1 to 1890 and encodes 629 amino acids. NCBI's taxonomy places the organism in Eukaryota, Fungi, Basidiomycota, Ustilaginomycetes, Ustilaginales, Ustilaginaceae. The transcript has a single exon. The record is from RefSeq and is a predicted model, not a curated record.
AUGUCGAUCCAGCAAGCUCUCAUCUCUCCCCCGCUGUCCGGCAGGACAGACAAGGCAGAUCAUCCUCACAAGGUCACCGACGCAGUGGAUGUUUUCGGCUCAACAGGCCAACAACGUGAGCCCUCGCACUUUGAUCGCAGUCAUCACCCCUCCAUCGCAAGCCCCGUCAAGAAGCAUCAUGACUCUCUCUCAGAGGCAGAACACGCCGCGCCUCCUCUCACUCCACCCAUGAGCAAGGAUGUCCGUCACGAUGCUCAGACUCGUCAACGGGAAGAACUCGCCAACCGUCAUCGCACCAGCUCAGAAGCUGACCUAUUCGAUCUGGACGCACCAUCCGCAUCAGCUUGCGCAGCGCACCUAGCCGCACCGGUCCAAGUGCGCACCGCAUCAUCUGCAUCCACUUCCAGACCGGGCCUGCUCGAAGCUGCCCACCUCGACAACCCUUUCGACACCCUUAACGACGGAGUUGACUUUGCAUGCGAUGGCGACCACAACCCGUUUCUCAAUCGCAAACGACCCACUUCCUCUUCCUCCUACUCUGAAGCAUUCAAAUUUGCCUGUCCGGCUUCCGCUACCUCUCAACCCCCGUAUCCUCAGUACGACGCUUUCGACAGCGACCAAGACGCUGAUGGAUCUGUCCACGAAGAUGACUUUGCCUCCGACUUGCACGGUAAUGCUACACGAAGAGCAUCCUCAUCAUCCAACGCUACCACCACUCCGGCACGCAUCGGCAACGCGCCCGUCUACCGCCCAGCGCGAUCAUUCUCAACGCACGUCAGAGUGAGCAAUGAGCCGGUUACAUCCACCAUCCCUAUCCGCGAUACACCCAAGAACCCAUUCCUCGCAGGCGGACCGGCAGACAUCGGUUUCGAAGGACCCAACCGACACUUGGCCUACCGACGUGCUAGACAGAUCCCAGGCAAAGAGCGAGGCAAGAUCACCUAUGUUUUCCGUGGUCAAAGGGUCACGUAUGCUGAUCCAGAGUACGAUUCCGAAGAUGACCAUUCCGAGCUCGAAGAUGAGCGGGCGAGAGUGAAUGCGUUCAACCCGCAUCACAAGCAGGAUCACCCACCGAGAUUGCAGCCCAAGCUGUUGUUCCCGCCUUCAAUCCCAAGCUCGGCUUAUGCGACUGCAGGUAGCAGCUCGAGUAUGAAGAGUGGGCAUUUGCAUGCGCCUGCCUCGGUUGCUAGUCGACGCAGCUACACGAGCCAGGCGUACCUGCCGCGUGCGGAACUGGCUGAUGACGAGUUCGGCGGUGCGGGGAGCAGAAGUGGGUCUGAGGAGAGAGGUCGUGUUUCAAGCAAUGGAGCUGGUUUGUUUGCGGCUCAGAUUGCGGCAGAGCAGCAGCAGGAAAGGCAAGCAACUGCAGCGCCUAAGAUCGCACCUUGGUACGCUUCGAGGUCGACUUUUCACGACGGCACUCGUAGCCAAGAAGAGCAGGAGUACUCAGGAGAUCCGCUACCAUCCAAGCAGCACCACUACACUGCACCUUCCAGCUCAGCAAGGCUGCAGAACAUUGUGCACGACAGCUAUUCUGCCAGCGAAGAGACUGCAGCUAUCGAGCCAAGAAGGUGCGCAGGUGACGAAGAGAGACGGACAGCAAGGGCAGCACUCUUGGCUCGUCUAGAUCAGACCAACUGGAGCGAUGACGAGGGAGAUGAUGAUGAGGGCGGAGACAACAGAUUCGGCCGUCGUCGUGCACGCGCAGGCAGCGAAGGAACCCUGGAUGAAGACGAGGAACAGUACCCAGUGCAAAGCUACGCGUUGCCAUGUUCGCAGAGCCAGAGGAAGCGUUUAUCGGACGAGUUGCAACUGCAACCAGGACAUGCUGAAGAGAUGGAUGUGGUGGGGAGGCCUAUGAAGCGGUCUCGUGCUUCAUACGCUUACUGA